UGUUCCAUCUGCAACUUGGGGGUAGUAACACCAACCUCAUGGGAUUGAUCAGCCUGUAAAGUUUAUUUGAGUGCUAGCCAGAAUGCUGGGGUUGGAAUAUGGAGUCUCUUGCCCGCAUGGAGCUUGAAUUGUAGUGAAGAAAGUCAGCACACAGAUAUUGUAACACUAGAUCUUGUUAAAUGCUGAAAGAAAACUAAUAAGGGUGACGUCUUAGCAACUGGGGGAAGGGCACGUGGGUGCAGCAUCGGAGGGGGUGAUCUGGGGAGGUUCUCCAAGGGGGUAAUAAUUGCAUGGAGGCCUCAGUCAUGAGAAGGAGUCAGGUAAGCAAAGAUCGGGGGGGAAGAGUGAUCCAGUGGGAGGCAGCAGCAGGUGCAGAGGCCCUGCGGUGGGCACUGGCCUUCGGUCCAAGAAGAUAGAAAGUGAGCCAGACCAGGCACAGUGGCUCACUCCUGUAAUCCCAGCACUUUGAGAGGCUGAGGUGGGAGGAUCACUUGAGUCCAGGAGUUUGAGACCAGCCUGGGCAAUAUAGUGAGACCCUGUCUCCACAAAAAAUAUAAAAAUUAGCUGGGUGUGUUGGUGCCUGCCUGUGGUCCCAGCUGCUCAGGAGGCUGAGCCGGGAGGAUGGCUUGAGCCCAGGAGGUCGGGGCUGCAAUGAGCCGAGAGGUCAUGCCACUGCUCCAGCCUGGGCGACAGAGAGAGACCCUGUCUUAAAAAAAAAAAAAAGAAAAAAAGGGAUCCAUUGUGACUGGAGUAUAGAGAAUCUGGGAGCGAGCAGAGAUGAGAAAGUAGGGCUGGGCUGCAUGGCCUCAUGGCCAUAGUAAGGAAUUUGGGUUUUGAGCAUCACAGGAAGCAGUUGGAGGGUGCUGAGCAAGGAAGUGACAGGGAUUUACAGUGAAAAAGUUUUUGUGAUCACCGUGGAGUGAUUUGGCUCUAGGUGGCGAGAGUAGGCAUACACGGGUCUUGUGGCAGCCGUCCCAGCAAUGAGAUGACGUUUGUGGUUAGUGACAUGGCGGUCAGGAGCCCAGGCUUUGGUUGUAUCAGGAGGAAAAUUGUCUGAACACAGACUUCCUGUCAGACCUCACUGGCUAGAAGCAGAUUACGUGCCCACCUGCUGCCUUGUGGUCAAGGGGACUUUGCUGUAGUUCCUUAUGAUACAGGCCAAGCUGCUGUAAUGAAGAGACCCCAAGUACAGGGCCCCAGAUAGGAUAGAACUGAUUCUUUUCUCCCAUAAUACUCCAGACGUGUUCUGGGGCGGGCUGGUGCCUGAGCCCCAUGGGGUCAUCAGGGUCCCUUCUGUCCUGAUCUUCCAGUGUCCUUGAGGUCAGGGGCCGGCAGUCUUUUCCUGUGAAGAGCCAGCAAGUAACUAUCUUCGGCUCUGUGGACAGCCUUGCAGGCCAGCCAGGCCCUGUCACAGCCACUCAGUAGCUCCAAGGCAGCCGUGGACAGUGCAUGAGCAAGUGGGCGUGGAUGUGUGCCAGUGAGACUUAAGUAAAACAGGCUGCAGCCCAGAUUCGGCCCACCAGCUCAGAGACCACCGUUUCUCAAAUGCUUUGAAGUCAGGACUCCUUUCUGCCUGCAAAAUUACUGAAGACCCUAACAUGCUUUUAUUGAUGGGAGUCAUAUCUAUUGUUAUGUAUCAUAGUAGAAAUUGAAACAGAAAAUUGUAAAGUAUUUAUUAAUGCGUUUAAAAAUGGCAAUCACGGCUGGGUGCAGUGGCUCACACUGGUAAUCCCAGCACUUUUGGAGGCCGAGGCAAGUGGAUCACCUGAGGUCAGAAGUUUGAGACCAGCCUGGCCAACUUGGCGAAACCCCGUCUCUACUAAAAAUACAAAAAUUAUCCGGGCAUGGUAACGCGCAUCUAUAAUCCCAGCUACUCAGGAGGCUGAGGCAGGAGAAUCGCUUGACCCUGGGAGGCGGAGGUUGCAGUGAGCCGAGAUCGCACCAUUGCACUCCAGCCUGGGCAACAGAGCAAGACUCCGUCUCAAAACAAAAAUUUAAAAAAAAAUAGAGACAGGAGAGCUCGCUGCCCCUCUCUGUUCUCCGCCAUGGGAGGACACAAAAGGAGGCCGUCUGAAGCCUGGAAGAGGUGCUCAUCAGAACCCAACUGUGCUGGCACUCAGAUCGCAAAUUCCCAGCGGAAGGGACUGGGACAGGCCGUCAUAGCUGUCAUAGCGGAGCACCGUGGACUGAACUGCUUAAACAAUGAGCUUAUUUCUCAGUUCUGGGAGCGGGAAGCUCAGAAUGCCAUCAUGGACAGGCUGCGGGAGGAGCUGCAGGACUGAGGUACAGAGGCCGGGGGCCCAGGGCAGGACCCAGCCUGGACUUGACUCCCUGGGAUCCCAGGAAGGGCACACCCUUUCCUCACCACCCGAGUGAGCGCUGCCCCCUCACAGAGACCUCUUUGCCCCCUGGGCCAGGCGGGGCAGGCGCUGCGGUCCGGGAGGCCCCAUGGAGGUGGCGGUGCCCGUGAAGCAGGAGGCCGAGGGCCUGGCGCUGGACUCUCCGUGGCACCGCUUCCGCCGCUUCCACCUGGGUGACGCGCCGGGCCCGCGGGAGGCGCUGGGGCUGCUCCGCGCCCUGUGCCGGGACUGGCUGCGGCCCGAGGUGCACACCAAGGAGCAGAUGCUGGAGCUGCUGGUGCUGGAGCAGUUCCUGAGCGCGCUGCCCGCCGACACGCAAGCCUGGGUGUGCAGCCGGCAGCCGCAGAGCGGGGAGGAGGCGGUGGCCCUGCUGGAGGAGCUCUGGGGGCCAGCAGCCUCCCCCGAUGGGUCGUCAGCAACGAGGGUGCCUCAGGAUGUGACGCAGGGCCCCGGGGCCACAGGUGGAAAGGAGGACAGCGGGAUGAUUCCCUUAGCAGGCACCGCCCCUGGGGCUGAGGGGCCGGCGCCUGGGGACUCCCAGGCUGUACGCCCCUACAAGCAGGAGCCCAGCAGCCCCCCGCUGGCGCCUGGCCUGCCCGCCUUCCUGGCGGCCCCGGGCACCACGUCCUGCCCCGAGUGCGGCAAAACGUCCCUGAAACCAGCUCACCUGCUGCGCCACCGGCAGAGCCACUCGGGCGAGAAGCCGCACGCCUGCCCUGAGUGCGGGAAGGCCUUUCGGCGCAAGGAGCACCUGCGGCGCCACCGCGACACGCACCCUGGCAGCCCCGGGCCCGCGCUGCGCCCUCUGCCAGCCCGUGAGAAGCCCCACGCGUGCUGCGAGUGUGGCAAGACCUUCUACUGGCGCGAGCACCUGGUGCGCCACCGCAAGACACACUCGGGAGCGCGGCCCUUUGCCUGCUGGGAGUGUGGCAAGGGUUUCGGGCGCCGCGAGCACGUGCUGCGCCACCAGCGCAUCCACGGCCGGGCAGCGGCCAGCGCGCAGGGGGCGGUAGCUCCGGGCCCCGAUGGUGGAGGCCCCUUCCCGCCCUGGCCCUUGGGUUAGCCGCCUCCCGGCCCGCGCCGCCUCCCGCCCUUGGUGCUGCCCCCGGGCCGUCCCUCCUCUCUCCCAGCGCCACUUGGCUUCUUCCCCUCCUCCUUCCCUCCCGUCGCCCUCCUUCACCUGCGCCUCCCUUGUCUGAACUUCCCAACGCCUUCCUCUCUAUUCCUUUCCAACUCCUUUUCCCCCAAAUUUCACUUUCCUUCUCAGGUCUCAUCUCAGCUCCCCCCUUCUCCCUGAUUUCUUGGCCUCUCUCGCUGUGUGAAGGGGCCUCUCCCUAAUGUCUCCUCCUUCCCUCCUCUUCUCUCUCCUGCCGCCCAGCCUCCCUCUCCCUCCUCCAUUCCUCUUUCCCCGCCCUUUUCCUGCCUGAAGAGCAGAGGUGAGGACCUGGGACCCCUGAGGGGCAGGCAAGGAGGAGCUCGGGCGCAGGCCAGGUCCCCUUGAUGAAGCGGAGGCUGAAGGAAAGGGGUCUGGGUCUUGUCCCUAGGAAUUCUCCUCCCGCAGGACAGAUUGGGGGUCGGGGGAGGCAGCAGGUGAUGGCUCUGACAAGCUGAACCCAGGGCCUGGCUGUGGUCUCCUUGGUCUCGCUGCCCCCUGUGACCCAAAGGCAUGGGAUGGACAGAGAUGCCUGCCCCCGUGAAGCUGGUUGGGGAGGGCAGUUCACCAGCAUCCACAGAGUAAUAAAGUCACUGUGUGUAGACCCGGA
This is a messenger RNA of Pongo pygmaeus (Bornean orangutan), 4123 nucleotides long. RefSeq names its product zinc finger protein 444 (gene ZNF444). NCBI's taxonomy places the organism in Eukaryota, Metazoa, Chordata, Mammalia, Primates, Hominidae. Gene Ontology annotation, biological process: regulation of transcription by RNA polymerase II. Gene Ontology annotation, cellular component: nucleoplasm. Gene Ontology annotation, molecular function: RNA polymerase II cis-regulatory region sequence-specific DNA binding; DNA-binding transcription repressor activity, RNA polymerase II-specific. Bases 2449 to 3423 code for a protein of 324 amino acids. The transcript has 5 exons. The record is from RefSeq and is a predicted model, not a curated record.